AAGAGGGGUUACCUUGACGAGGAAGGCAUGACUUCUUAAUAUUCUCUCCAUAUAACCGUUUGGAGAAUGCUUACUCAUAACGAGUGUCAUUGACUACCCUUAUCGAACUGGUGGAGACAUGUGUCAACAUCUGUGCUAUCGGAGCUACAUACACUGCUGAAGCUAAUCAAGGAUAGGAGAAGUUCUGAAUCUGAUGGAACGUACGUAUGACGAAUGUAAAUGUAGUUAUUGACUAAAGAUUUGGAGACAACAAUUCUUUAGGCUCCGGAAUACAAGCUGUGAUUCUGUUCUUCUGAGAUUCAAAAACGUGCAGUCCUGGGACAAAGCAUUAAACAACUAUCAGACAUUCACUGAACAGAAUUAUGCAAAAAUAUGCAUGAUGAUAGCUUUUUUUAGAUGAGUUCUCAUCUGUUCCACAUAUCACAUGCGUUUGCUCUCACAGCAUGACAGUGUUCACCUAUCUAGUCGUGGAGUAACUACAGCAUAAUUCAAAGUGAAAUGCAACAGGGAAAUCUUGCGUCUGUUCGUUGCACCAUGGUUUGGGCUGUGACAUUCUAAGCACUGGGACCAAGAGGAGCACAAUGGCAAACACAUCGACGACUUCAAAUGCAAGUUUGCCGACAACAGGCCGCUGUCUUUACGAAGUGCUUCAUAAUCGGAGUCUGAAUGAGCCCCAUAACAUGUACAAUUUCAUCAUCUUCUUCCCAUUGGCUCUGCUCUUCGGCUUCAUUGGCCUGUUGGGGAACACAUUUGCAUACAUUUUUAUCGGGCUCGAGAAGCCCAACACGUCCACCUCCGUGCUGCUUCGGUCAUUGGCACUGGUGGAUAACUUAGUCCUCAUUGGCUACAUAUUCGUAAGGACUUUAAUCUGUUUACCAGACUACUUUGACGUCUUUGAGGAGUAUAUCGAGUUCUACGAACUAUCGUUUCGCUAUUUUUGGACAUUUAGGUGGUUCACAAAAACUAUGUCUAUUUAUAUAACAAUCUGCGUCGCGGCGGAACGUUACAUAGCUGUAAGGAGACCUCUCCGCGUAGCAUCUAUAUGCACAAUACGGAACGCCCGAAUUGCGGUGGCCGUCGUCGCAAUUUUGUCCUUUGCAUUCCAAAGUCCUACUCUUCUUUACAUCGACACUUUCUAUACGUAUGAUGAGUGUACAGGUGGGUAUAGACCCAACUGGAAAUAUUCCGCCAUUGGGAAAAAUCGGUACUAUAAAGUAUUAUAUACAAAUCUGUUUAGCAUGCUUCUAAUGGCUGUUUUUCCGAUGGUUACCUUAACUUUCUUUGCGCAUUCACUAAUUUCGGCACUGAAAGAAGCAGCUAAAAGGAGUGGCCUCUCACGUGAAACGCAGACUGGUGGAGAUAAAAAACGCCCGGAUAGGACAAAAACGGUGACGGUACGGGUGACUGCUAUUGUUGUUGUCUUCGUGGUUCUGGAGUUACCUAGCAACAUAUGGCAGAUUGCCGACAUUCUCGAAGAAUACGAUCUGAUCCAGUUGACCAAUAUAGAAUACGAUUAUGUUCAGAAUUUUACAUACUUUCUUGGAUACUUAAACAGCGUUUGUAACUUUUACGUCUAUUGUUUAUUGGGAAGGCGAUUUCGCAUGUCAUUUAUGAAAGCUUUCUCUAAGGUUCACCCGACGACGAGAUGAAAUUAGAUAUACGUAUAUAUACGCAUACAGGAGUCCUUUGCAGAAUGGCGGAUUAAAGGGAGAAUAUAGCCUUGAGCUAGGCGGGCUCGGUAACGUUACAGCUGAGGAAAGGCGGUGGCGCAGUGAAAGAACGUCCGGCUUGUGAUCAGAAAUUAAAGUCGAUGGUUAGCGGAGGUUCGGCAAGUGCCACUCGGCACUUUCAACUGCCUUGUGAUAAUUGAGACGAAUAAAUGUAACCUUGAAAGUUACUGCGGGUAUACGAAAGGACACUUGGAAAAGGAACAUUAACCUUAACGGAGCUGAUCAAUGGAAAAAGAUCACACCAUCGUCGAUAAAAGAAGUUGAAACUUUUGCAUUUUUCUCCCGUUCGGCAGUAGCAACUAGACAGUUCUGUUACAUGAUCGACCUAUCUGUACGUUAAAUAUACAAUUUCGAUGAAUUGUUUUGUAUUGUAUACAUCUUACUCACUCUUGAUAUACGUGUAGAAAUCGUAUCAGGUGGCCCAAAAACGAAUAGACCUUUAUGGAGAGGAAAUGAAGUGUCCUCAUCCUACAUGCACAUACCUACAUGUAUAAUUCUUAAACCCAUAAUUCUGCAAUAGUAUUUACAUGUAUAAACUUGUGUUAAUAAUUUCUAGCGCCCGAGUAUCCUUUUAUCUUGUAUUGAAAAGCAGCAAAAAAUAUGUGAUCCGAUCAAACAGUGCCAGAAAGUGUGCGUCUUUCUGCGAACUCUCAAAUUUCAAAUCCAAUUCCAAAUGUCCAUGACCACAUAGAGCAAUUCAAAACUUAUUUGGACAUGGUAUAGUUAAGAGAAAUACACAACGGCAAUAUGACUUAGCGUCAUGACUUCCCCUCUCCUGGUACCACACAAUCACGUAACAAACAUCUUGACACACUCCAAGAUCGCACAGUCCAUUAACGAGUCCUGUACCGACUGUUUUAAAGGUA
This is a messenger RNA of Lineus longissimus, 2596 nucleotides long. Its product is annotated as G-protein coupled receptor daf-37-like. Gene Ontology annotation, biological process: G protein-coupled receptor signaling pathway. The coding region runs from base 582 to 1649 and encodes 355 amino acids. The record is from RefSeq and is a predicted model, not a curated record. NCBI's taxonomy places the organism in Eukaryota, Metazoa, Nemertea, Pilidiophora, Heteronemertea, Lineidae. Gene Ontology annotation, cellular component: membrane. The transcript has a single exon. Gene Ontology annotation, molecular function: G protein-coupled receptor activity.